This is a messenger RNA of Lodderomyces elongisporus, 885 nucleotides long. RefSeq names its product mitogen-activated protein kinase (gene CSK1). Gene Ontology annotation, cellular component: cytoplasm; nucleus. Gene Ontology annotation, biological process: protein phosphorylation; intracellular signal transduction. The transcript is spliced from 2 exons. The coding region runs from base 1 to 885 and encodes 294 amino acids. NCBI's taxonomy places the organism in Eukaryota, Fungi, Ascomycota, Pichiomycetes, Serinales, Debaryomycetaceae. Gene Ontology annotation, molecular function: ATP binding; MAP kinase activity. The record is from RefSeq and is a predicted model, not a curated record.
AUGUAUAUUGCUACUUUGCUUGAUUUGGAUGUUGUUUAUGUCAAGCCAUAUGAUGGCCUUUACUGUUUCCAAGAAUUGGCGGACUUGGACCUUGCGCGUGUCUUGUAUUCCAAUGUUCAGCUUUCUGAAUUCCAUAUACAGAAUUUCAUGUAUCAAAUCUUGUGUGGGUUGAAAUAUAUACAUUCAGCCGAUGUCAUUCAUCGUGAUCUCAAGCCGGGAAACAUUUUGGUUACUACACAGGGUACUUUAAAGAUAUGCGACUUUGGCCUUGCGCGUGGUAUAAACCCAAACUUUUUCAAAAAAAACAAAGCAACUGGAAAUAUUGGAAAUAACACUGGUAUGGGAACAGGUGCAGAUACAGUAGCGAUUACAAAUUAUGUUGCGACAAGAUGGUACCGUGCACCAGAGUUGAUUCUUUCAACUAAGAAUUAUACCAAAAGUGUUGAUAUUUGGGCUAUAGGAUGUAUAUUGGGCGAACUAUUUGGCAGAAGACCAAUGUUUCCGGGCAAGAGUCUGCAGGAACAAAUACUGGAGUUGAUCAAGAUUUUGGGCAGCCCACCAAACGAUACGGUCAAGAGGUACAACUGGAACAUUGAAGGCGUGUCUUGGGUUAGAUUCAAGUCUGUGAAAUGGACUAGUCUUUACCCGUUUGCACCCAAGGAGGCUAUGAAUUUGUUAUCACAGUUGUUGCAAUGGGACUACAAAAAGAGGUUGGAAGUUGAGGAGGUUUUAGAGCAUGAGUUUUUCAAGUAUGUGCGGAACCCAGCCGAUGAGCCAAGUAGCGAGACAUUGUUUGAUUUCAGCUUUGAAGAAAUGGCAAAUGAUAUCAGUAGUUUAAAGGAGGUGUUGGAGAGAGAAGUGAAGGAAUUUGUGUGUAGCACCUAA